AUGGCGGUAAUACUCUCCGAGAGCAGAUCCACAAAAUCGCGAUCCCUUAUUGCGCUACUGAUCCUCGUGGUUGUGUGGGUUGUGGUCCUAACGUCUAGUGGAAAUGAUGAUGGCAUACCAGAAUCCCUACCAGAAGCAGCGGGGGCUGGUUCUGCAACGGAGCAUCCCGGUGAUGCCUCUCCAACUUUCGAAUCAAACGACAUCAACAACAUCAACGACGGCAGGCCGUUGGCGGUAGUAAUAGAGACUCAAGCGACGCCGAACCUCAUCCCUCUUAUGCUGCACUUUUCCAAUGUUCUCGGCCCACAUUGGUCCGUUGUUCUCUUCACGUUAGAAGAGUUCUGGGAAUCACCAUCGAGCCUGGCCUUUGACCGCGCACUCGACGCUGGCAGGAUUGAGGUCCGCUUCCUGCCUCCCGAAACCCAACUGAAAAGCAGUCGCGCGGUGUCGCUAUUCCUAACCAGCCCUUGGUUUUGGGAGCAGCUGCAGUCGGCCUACCGUAUCCUCCUAUGGCAAACCGACAGCAUCAUCUGCUCCAAGGCCGAACAGGCCGUCGAGGACUUUUUCGGCUACGACUAUAUCGGCGCACCGAUCCAGAAAGCGUACGGCAAAGGCUACAACGGCGGCCUAUCGAUACGGAACCCGAAACUCUUCCUGCAAAUAACGCAGGAGUCCGACUUUGAGCACAGCGGCGUCCAGUUUGAGGACCAGUGGUUCUUCAACCAGACGUCCGCCCGGGUAGGGCAGGGUGUCGUGCUGCCUACUGAGGAAACGGCCAAAUAUUUCGCUGUUGAGUCGAUAUACCAUGAGCGGCCCCUUGGCUAUCAUCAGCCGUCGAGAUGGCAAUCGGGCCAUAUGACGGAGAUUGAGGAGUGGUGUCCGGAGGUGAAGAUGAUAUUAGGACGUCGGCGGGCCUACUGA
This is a messenger RNA of Scedosporium apiospermum, 921 nucleotides long. RefSeq lists its product as uncharacterized. The transcript has 2 exons. The record is from RefSeq and is a predicted model, not a curated record. NCBI's taxonomy places the organism in Eukaryota, Fungi, Ascomycota, Sordariomycetes, Microascales, Microascaceae. Bases 1 to 921 code for a protein of 306 amino acids.